Anthostomella pinea is the source of this 1842-nucleotide messenger RNA. The record is from the annotation of a GenBank genome assembly. NCBI's taxonomy places the organism in Eukaryota, Fungi, Ascomycota, Sordariomycetes, Xylariales, Xylariaceae.
AUGUUCCUGCACUCGGGCGCAAGCUUACAUGGUCACGAGUAUUCCCGACCGCCUGCCAACGCUCCCAAUGCCGGCCAUCGACGCAAUCCUCUCCUACGAUCCGCCUUCGCAACCCCUAUAAGCCGACCAUACACUUAUCACCCCGACACUCGACAUUCGCCCUGUGAUGGCCCGGCUCCUUCUGUAAAGCAGCCGAGACGUCUGUCGGUGGAUUCGCAUCAAACACCAGAAGCUGUGGUGAGGUUCAAGGAACCUGAGGGUGACGUGCCGGCUUCUAGGCUAGCAGCCAUGAGCGAAGAUGAAGUCUCGAUCAUUUCUGAUAGCGACGCCAGCCGGGAAUCAUCUUCGGUUCGUCGAAAUCGGCGGCGCACUCCGCGGCAGAGCACUGCAUACAUCCUUGCUCAUCCUCCUCCGAAGCUGCGCACCAAGCAACGUAUAAUCCAUACCCGUCCAACGUUAUUACUUCAGGUCCAACAAGUAUCUGCUGGCCAACGACCACGGCCGGCAAUUGAUGUUUACCCUUCGUCUGCAAUUACAAGGUCGAUUAUCGCGCCCUUUCUAAAACGCUUCCCUCGACUGGCUCGGAUCAAGACAGAAUUGAGCAUCCAGGAUAUCAUGUUGGUGAGAAGCGAGGAUUACGGGACACAAUCUUCAGAGUCCGAUAGCGACAAUGAUGAGGAAACCAUGAAGUCGCGCGACCUGAUCGCCAUUCUGAGCCCAUUGAGGACGGAGGACAAAGCAGAGAUUGUCCUAGCAGACGGGACUGUCUGGGUAGCCACCCCGCGGUCUCAUGGCAAAACUUGUUCCUACGAGUUCGUAUCGGUCGAUGCGAAUGGCCAAACGAUCACGGCUCGAUGGGUCCGCAAACAAAUCGUAUCUAGAUCAUUACCUUCUACACCGACGACGACUGUACCGCCCGUGGCAAAGGCCCAAUCAGCCGACUACAAGUUCACCUUCAGUAUCAUUGAUCCCAACUGCCGGCGUCACCCCAUCAUGGCCACACUUACCAAUUCUUCCCUUGACAUACUUGAUUCUUAUACCACAGUUUCCCAAUCAGCCAGCCGAUACCCACCGCCAUCUACGGUAUUGUCUCCACCUAGUACGCCAACUGGUGACCAACAAGCGCACAUGGAGCGGAGGACCCAACCGGUCGAAGAAUGGCAAAAGUCGUUCAUAGCCAUUUCAGCCAUCUGGGUGGCCCUCCGCCACGGCUGGGCUCCCAACUGUAGACCUACAGAUGUGGUCUCGCCAGCGGCUUCCGUUUACCCUUCUACGACGGACGGGAGUUUGCCGGCUCGCAGCUCGUCUUUCGGUCCCAUUCCGGAGUCGGCACCAAAUUCUCCCAACUUGGACGCGGUGGGGCGUAGGAAAUGCCCAACCGCUAUGCGACCUCCGAAUGAUCAACCACCGAAGGGGGCACUCCCUAGAAGGGCGACGUCCACCGGUGCGGCGUUUAUGCAGAAGCGCAGGGCCAUGCAGCGAGAAAGUGAGGACCUGCCUGGUGGUAGCGAGCUCGAGCGGACGCCGAAGCUGGGUAGACGUGCCUUCAGUGGUGAUUGGAAUGUUGGCACGAGGAAGAGAACCCCAGAAAACUCACUCGCAGGCAUUUUGGAUUCAAACACCGAAGCCAUACCGAAACAUACCCCGACGUUGGCUCCUGCACCACUACCAACCGAACGGCGGGCGGUCUCUGCUUACUUUCCUCCGCAGCCACUGUCACACAAUCUUGGUGACGAUAAGUUCGGCCAGCAAGUUGGCCUACAGUCCCUUCCCGGCGUACAGCAAGGCCGACAUCAGAAAUGGAAGAACAUGGCAAAUUGGUUUCGAAGGCUGGGGCGAUAG